Molecule: messenger RNA, 1873 nt
Organism: Vigna unguiculata (cowpea)
Lineage: Eukaryota; Viridiplantae; Streptophyta; Magnoliopsida; Fabales; Fabaceae
Product: UDP-Glycosyltransferase superfamily protein
Biological process (GO): carbohydrate metabolic process
Molecular function (GO): undecaprenyldiphospho-muramoylpentapeptide beta-N-acetylglucosaminyltransferase activity
Source: RefSeq, a predicted model, not a curated record
AACUUAGACUACAACCAUGUAAAUAAUGACAAGGUAGUUGAAACCUUUUCUUAAAAAAAAAAGGUAGUUGAAAGUUUCCUAGUAGAAUGGAGGUAGUGCCAUCUUCAACUUGAUCAAGCACAUGCGUCAAUGGCUGCCACCACCACUGUUUCCUUCUCCUUCUUCUCCACACCCUCUCGCAGCUUCCAAUUCCAAACACCACCAUCACUCCACCGCACAAGGCUUUCUAUCUCAUGCCACUCUUCAUCACCACCCUCCAACCACCCUCUCCGCGUGGCCUUCGCCGGCGGCGGCACCGGCAGCAACAUCUACCCGGCGGUGGCAAUCGCGGAGGAGCUCAAAUCCCUGAACCCCACGUGCCAGUUUCUCUUCCUCGGCACCCCCAACAGCGUGGAAAGCGCCGCAAUCUCCUCCUCAGGCUACGACUUCGCCUCUGUCCCCGCACCACCCGACACCAACCCUUUCUUCUUCCCUCACCGUUUCUUCAACUCUCUUCUCCAAUGCCUCAGCCACCUCCGAGGCUUCCAACCCCACGUGCUCGUCAGCACCGGCGGCUACGUCUCUUUCCCCGCCUGCCUCGCCGCCAAGCUCCGAGGCACCGACGUUGUCAUCCACGAGCCCAACUCCGUCCCUGGCUUCUCCAACACGCUCCUCUCCCCCCUCGCCGACGCCAUAUUCGUUGCUUUCAACUCCACCCUCGACAGUUUUCCCAGGAACAAGUGUUUCGUGUGUGGCAACCCCGUUAGGUUCUCUAUCAGGAAUCUUGUCUCCAAGGAAACCGCCACCUGUCAUUUUUUUCCGGGUUUGGAUUGUGGAGGCAGGGUUUUGUUGGUGCUUGCUGGCUCCUAUGGCGCCAAUUCAGUUAACAUUGCGAUGCUGAAUUUGUACUAUCAGAUGCUGAGACGGGAUAGUGGUUUGUGUAUUAUAUGGCAAACUGGGGUUGAAGCCUUCGAUGAAAUGGAUAGCCUUGUCAAGAGUCAUCCACGCUUGUAUAUGACACCAUUCAUGCAAUGUAUGGAUUUGGCAUAUGCAGCAGCAGACUUGAUUGUUUCUAGAGCUGGUGCAAUGACUUGCUAUGAAAUAUUGGCAACUGGAAAACCAUCAAUCCUGAUACCUUCUCCAUAUUUCUCUGAGGGGAAUCAGUUCAGAAAUGCGUCCUUGAUGGCAGAUUUAGCUGGUGUGACUGUUAUAACUGAGGAUGAGCUAGAUUCGAGUACACUCGCCAUUGCAAUUGAAAAGAUUUUAAGGGACCAGAAGAAGAUGGAAGACAUGUCCGAGAGGGCUCUGAAAGCUGCAAACCCCAAUGCCUCAGCUGAGAUUGCAAAGCACAUUCUAUCUCUUGUAAAUGAAUCAACCACAAAGAAAAAAGAUGGCUACAGAGUAGAAUCUUAGCAUGGCGAUGGAAAUUGAAAUAAAUUCAUGCUUACAUUACAACUGUAAGUUUGUCUUGUGGGCCAAUAACACCGAUGGAAAUUCCAACUCCAAGAAGAAGUAUUCCACUGUUCUUGCAACGUGAUAGCAUAGUGUUAGGAAUGUGAUAUUUAUAAAGCUAACAAGUUUGUGAGCUCACACAUCACUGGCACUUUGGCGAGUAAGAGACCAAGCAUGGAGGCUUUAAUUGCUCGUGCAGGGUUGUGAUCUGAUGUGGGAGUGGUCCAUUUUUUCUUGUUUUAUUUAUUUGAUUUUGUGAACCGUGAUUCAUGGAGUGGUCUAUUUUUGGUGGUUCACAUGGAGACAUCCUUGUCACUAAGAAAAGUGUUAGAGUUUUCAUGAUGCCCUUGUCCUUGAUGCUGAAUAAUGUAAUGCAACGUAACAUUCAACACUCCAAGGUUCUCAAAACUCUGAGAAGAAAAUUAAACAAAUCUUUUCAUAA